AUAUUAUUAAAUAGAACAGUUCAACUGAUCAACCUUUGUUUCAGGCGUGUUCACUAAAAUGGUUUCUAGUGGCAAUAAGUAUGCCUAAACCUAACAUGUUGUUAGAACAUCCGGAUUCUGCGCUUAAAAAGGGAGAGAUGGGAACGAUUGUUGCAAUUCACAGACCACACGGAGGAAUAAUAGCUUGCGAUGAUACCGAGGUGUUUUUCCAUCGAUCCCGUGUAUAUCUGAACGGAGUUCAUUUAAGCGUAACCACAGAUCUACUGUUAGUUCUUCAAGUGGGCAUGAAGGUGAUUGUUGAAUACUCUCCGAAUAGCUCCCCCGGUGGACAAAUAUUUGAAGAUUGUCCUGCUCCAUAUAUAGCCCUUCUUGCCUAUACAGGUCCCCGUCCAACCGUCCCAGAGAUUCGACACAAACCCUUCCCCCUCGCUGUCGACAGUUCUAACAAAUAUCUUGUCGCUAAAAUUGUGAAGUUUGACCCCCCGGGCCCUACCGGUGUCGAGUCCGGUAUCGCGGAGGUGUUGCGUCCAUCCGACCUCAACACUCUGGCCUUCACCAAGAACUCGUUCAAAAGGUAUAUUGAGGUCGACACUACGGUGAAGUUUGUACAUUUUCACCGGGACAAGAUGUUCCAUCUCGGGGCCCUUCAGUACAGGACGGACUUGCAAUAUUUCUUUUCCUCUUCAGCUUUUGGAAUGAACAUUUUCUAUUGCUAUGCAGAACCCUUGGCAGGCUCUGAUGGCGAAAAGGUUUUAUUCAACGGCGAACCAGUGACGCAUGAGAUUACGCUGGGAUGGAAAGGAAGCGUAUCCUUUCUCCACGCGACAGGUCAAGGAGGGUUGACCCUCACCCCCAAUACAAAGGAGGAUACACUCCUGUAUCCUCGUAUCUUCUCCUUUCAGUCCACCAGGUUCCUGGGCAGGGAGGGGAUGAACAUCAAGUUGUACGAGGACAUUGUUGAGGGUUCUAUACCCCCUAGAGCUGUUUAUCUAAACGGAUACUCCAGUUCAGCUUCAGAAGGAACAGUUUGUGCCAGAGUACACGACAUUCUUCCCCCUCAGGGUAGUUCUGGAGUAUCCACUGGAAUAGUAUAUAUAGAAUCUGGAGAGUAUAUGGAUAUGAAAGCUGUUUUUGACAGGAGUGUGUGCUCCGUGUUUGGUUGGAGCCUGGAGAAAACGGAUCUCCAAUAUAUACUGGAGCUAAAUGAACCUUGCUUUGUUCAUCUCGACUUCAUUCCAGACUCAGAAGAGGCAGACAUCAAAUUGCGUGUAACCUGCCUAUGGGUAGGGUGGCCUAAAGAGCAUGCUAGCUACCAGCACCCUAGGGAUAUUCCAAUAGGAGAUAGACACAAACUUUUGCUGUUUCUUGACGCUCACGACCUUUCUAUAAAAGAGUUCUUACAGGUUCUUAAAGGAGAUAAACCUCCCAGGAUAUUUAUUCCGUUUCGUAAAGACGAAAUGAAGGGUACUGUUGUACAGUUAGAUAGAGGUUGUAAACUCAGGGGUGUCGGACCUAAGGAGCAGAAAGGUGGGCGGGAUGCAGGAGCUGUUUGUGGAGUUAUCAAGGUGGAUAAAGGAGCACUUAUAGGAGCUCUAGUCACAUUUCAUAGGAGAAACACGUGGGUUCUUGGUUAUAACAUGGGAAAAGUUGAUCUAACCAAUCUUUUCAUAGAAGGUCAGAAAGUGUCAUUAGAAGUUGUACCUAUAUCUGCAGAUGACAGAAAAAAGUAUCCUGGGCUGCCAUAUCAAAACAAGUAUAGAGCUACUCUUGUAUGGACAAGCAAGUUUAGACCAAGGAACGAUGUUGUGAAAACUGUUCCUGAAUCUGUUCAUGUUAACAACUGGUUAAAGAAACGAGGGCUUUCGUGGGAUAAAUUUCAAAUUCUUGUAAAAGGAAAACUGCCGAUAGUUCCUCCUCUGAUAGCAACUAGACAUAGAACGAAUAUGCUGCGUGGUGGAGAACUGGAAGAAUUGUUAGAAAAUAACGAAAAGACCGAGUCCGGACAGAAUACAGCUGAUGAUAGGUUUACACCAAGGUUGGAAUCCCUGCCAGUCUUCCGGCAUGGAUCAGACGCUGUACGGAUCUGUGAUGAAGCUUUAUCCGUCGUUGGACCUUCGGAUCCUAGGAUAUUCAGGAUUAUUCAGAAUGACGGAAAUGCACAAAUGGCUUUCCAUAUUCAUAAAGCUCUGGGAUACGCACUAGAGGAAUAUAAGAAGGUAACGGGGCGGGUAGCGCCGGCCAACUAUUCAGGUUUCGGCGAUGUCUUCAGAUCUGGACCUCCGAUCCUGGGACUUGGUGUUGGUGGUCCGGGACCAGUAUUAGGACCAGUUGGACCCAUUGGACCUGGAGGUCAUGGACCAGGACCAUGGGGUGGGAUAGGGUUACUCCCACCACCAGGACCUCCUUUUAACUUCAAUAUAGGUCCUGGAUCAUACCAGCAGGCCAACCAGAUGGCCAGCAGGCUCCAGCAGAUGGCCAUGGAGGAGGGGGGACGGAGAAGAGAGAUCGAGGAAGGGGGAAGAAGAUGGGACCAGCAGGAAGGAGGGAAGAGACGGGAUCAAAGUAGAGGUGAAGAAUGGGAGGAAGGGGAUGAAAGAAGAAAAGGAUGGGAGGCGGAGGGAAGGCGGAAUGGAUGGGAGGGAACGAAGCGGCAGAUGAAUAACCAGGGCGGAAAUAGGGGAAAGAAAAACCGAGGUGGAUGGAAUAGAUAAAAAAAUAAAUCAUAUCAAAUAUUUGUAAACCAAAUCAUUACUCAUUUAAUUGUAAAGAAAAUUUUUGU
Molecule: messenger RNA, 2779 nt
Organism: Eurytemora carolleeae
Lineage: Eukaryota; Metazoa; Arthropoda; Copepoda; Calanoida; Temoridae
Exons: 24
Coding region: 81-2711 (876 amino acids)
Source: RefSeq, a predicted model, not a curated record